CCUCUUUUUUUGCAGUCCUGCGCCACGCUUCCUUACCCCUACCCCUCGCCGAGCAAACAUCCGGUCCCUCGUCGUCGCUGCCGACCUCGCCCGCGCCGCCGCCGAGUUGCGGUCGAUAAAUAAAGGGGAGGUUAACGCGCUACCCGUCGCGAGCUCGGGUAGCGCGCGACUGCUCUCCCAAUCGUCGUCGCCGCCGCCAUCGCGCGCCCAUCCUACGCCGCCACCGCCCCUCUUUCACCACCGGCGGCAGGCGGCUCUCGCCGCCGCCGCCGCCGCCGCCUCGAGGCCGUCCUCCCCUAGUCGCAGCUCCGGCGCCGACCUCGCCGCCUCGCCGCCCCGCCUCGGUCCACCGCCGUGUCACGGACACGGCUCCCCGGAAAGCCCAGCCUUUGCCUGCGACGAGCAUCUGUCAGCUCCACAGUGCCAGGGGAGAUGGAGGACACCUUGGCUAGUAUAAGGAAGAAGUUGAAGAAGCGGAAGAAAGGCAAGGAGAGUAAUGACUUUGGUGCAGUGGCUGAAUGUGGACCUGAGGUUCCGACAUUGGUUCAACAGGAAGAUGUACAGGGUGUUGUUGAUAUAGGUGAUGCUGAUGCUGAUGAGAAGAGCAAUUUAGAUGUCGUGAAACUGGAGGGGCGUGAUGUUUCUGGGAAUUGUGCUCAGGGUUUGGAUAAUCUGGGGUUGAAAGACUCCUUGUCAGUGCUGUUUGCAAGAUCUGGUCGGAAGUCACGGCAGGUCUCAGAGGAGGCAGAAGGCAUGGAAGUUUCUUGUUUGCAUGAUGGGGAUGGUCUUAACAAGGGAUCUGGUUUGGCCCCAGACACGGCUUCCAAGGGCACUAAAAGGAGAAGGCGGCGGACAAAGGAAGAGAUGAAGAAUGCUUGUGUACAGGAUCGGAAAGCCUCAUUGCCUCGGAAAGCAAAGGCGAAGGCAAAUGGUAGCGAGUCCACUAGACACUAUAAGGUUGGUGCUUGUCCUGGGCAAGCUUUGGGAGGAUUGUCUUCUGUUUUUAAUGAACUUGAAGAGAAUGCUGCAGAUGAUGGAUUAUUUCACCGAUCAUCAGCUGAAGAGCUUCUACGAGAUGUGGAAGCCACCAAAGUACUAAAUGAUGGAUCAAUAAACUCUUUCAAUGGGGUCACUGAUCACUUUGAAAUCUCAGCUUGGGCAAGCAAUCACCCUGGGCUGGAAUCUUAUUCAGGAAAUCUUGAUGAAAAAACAUCUUGCACAGCAGCAAAUGCAACCAACGUUGGCGUUUCUGAUGCACACACAUGUUCCCAAACGCUAGGGAAGGAAAGCAGUGAUGAUGUUGAUUGUUCUCAAGGCAAGUCACCAACAUCAACCAUAAAAAGGAAAACUGCUCUAAAACCAAAACAGGUGCCUGGGAAAUCUGUUCGACGAAAAGAGGCAGUAUUAUCUGUUGAUGCUGAUAAUAAACCAACUGAGACUACAGAAAUUAUUGAAGCAAAUACUACUAUGGUUAUUGAGGAAAAUUUGGAUCAGCUGCCUGUUAUGGGGCCCAAGGAUUCUUGUUCUUCGCAUGACAUUGUAGGAAAUAAUCCUGUGUGUCUAGGUGCAGACAUGGCAGCACCUGUGAAAGAUGUGGAUAUAGUUGAUGUGGCAGCACCACUAGAUUAUGAAGACAAGGAGAAUGCAUGUGCAUCAAAGGUGAAACUGAAGCGUGUCACACGAGGCUCCAAAAAACGCAAACAUGGUGACAUGGCAUAUGAGGGCGAUGUUGACUGGGAAACUCUAAUGCAAGAGCAGGGGCUGUUCUCAAAUCCCUCAGCAGGUUUUCCAGAUCAGUCAAUAAAAACAAAAGAUCAAAUUAAAACUUCAGAAGUUUAUGAGGGUGGAGGAGAUACUGGUGUUGCCGCAGUACGUGCUGGCCUAAAGGCAAAGACUAUUACACCGAUUGAGAAGAUAAAGUUCAAGGAAGUUUUGAAGCGCAAGGGUGGCCUUCAGGAGUACCUAGAGUGCAGGAACAUGAUACUAAGUCGCUGGAGCAAGGAUGUUAAACAUUUAUUGGAUCUUGCAGACUGUGGUGUUUCAGAUGUUCCUUUGAAAGAUGAGUUGCCGCAUCAAGCACUUACUCGUGAUGUGUUUUUAUUCUUAGACCAAUAUGGCUACAUAAAUGCUGGAAUUGCGUCAGAUAAGGUGGCAAAGGGGCACGAUGACACUCUGUAUGAGGUUGUUGAAGUACCCAAGCUAAAUGAAUCACAUCAAAUGGAAUCAGUCAGCAUUCAAAAUAGCAUUGUCUCUGUAUCACAAAAGAAUGAGGAUUUUGAGUGUGGAACAAGCAUUGAAUGCUGCAGAACUGUAAGUGUUAAAAACACUGAAUGUGCUCUGGUAGAAGCAUCAAAUGAAAAGAAUUGCCCCACUGUUCACUGUGGUGCUCUGAAGUUACUACCUCACUUGAAGUCUGAUGAACAUCUGACGGAAAAAAAUAAUCUAGACAUGUCAACUGAAGUUAGAAAUGCAUCACUGCCAUCCAGCAAUUUGGAUAUCCAACGUACGUUAUAUCUGGAUAGUUCUGUUGGAAAAGUUGAAGUCCCUCAUCAACAAGAAGCACGUGAAAUUGAAAAUAGUGGAAACAACUGUCAAAGUGACAGGGUUGAAUUUGCUGUUCGUGGCAAAAGAAUAAUCAUUGUGGGAGCGGGCCCUGCUGGUUUAACUGCUGCUCGCCAUUUGCAACGUCAAGGUUUUUCAGUCACUGUUCUUGAGGCACGAGAAAGGAUUGGCGGCCGUGUUUAUACAGAUCGCACAUCACUUUCGGUUCCUGUAGAUUUGGGUGCUAGCAUUAUUACAGGGGUGGAGGCUGAUAUAGCUACUGAAAGACGGGCUGAUCCAUCCUCUUUGAUUUGUUCUCAGCUUGGUCUUGAACUUACUACGUUGAAUAGUGCUUGCCCUCUGUAUGAUGUAGUAACUGGUGACAAGGUUCCUGAUUCUGUGGAUGAAGAUUUAGAAGCCGAAUACAAUGGCCUUCUUGAAGAGCUGGCGCUGCUUUUUGCGCAAAAUGGUGACAGUGCAAUUGGUUUAUCCCUGGAGGAUGGACUGGAGUAUGCUCUCAGGAAGCAUCGUGCAACUCAACCUAUGGAUUCUGUGGAGCAGGAUGGCCACUUGAGAUUUAUGACAAAUUCUGGAGCUGUAGACAUUUCCGUAAGUGCUUCAACAGGAAAGGAUAUAGAUCAUUGUGGAAAGAAUGAUAAGAUAGAUGUCCUCAGCCCUAUUGAGAGAAGGCUUAUGAAUUGGCACUUUGCACAUUUAGAGUAUGGUUGUGCUGCAACGCUGAAAUCUUUAUCCCUUCCAUACUGGAACCAGGAUGAUGUAUAUGGAGGAUUCGGAGGUGCUCAUUGCAUGAUCAAAGGUGGCUAUGACACUGUUCUACGGAAUCUUGCUAAAGGACUUGAUAUUAGGUUAAACCAUGUUGUAACUGAAGUACUGUAUGGACCUGAGGAGUUAGGUGCUAGCUGUAAGGAUGGGAGAUAUGUCAAGGUUUCCACUUCAACUGGAAGUGAAUUUACUGGAGAUGCUGUGUUAAUAACUGUUCCUCUUGGUUGCUUGAAAGCAGAGACAAUUAAAUUUUCACCUUCCUUGCCAGACUGGAAAGUAUCUUCUAUAAACCGGCUUGGGUUUGGUCUUCUAAACAAGAUAGUAUUGGAGUUCCCUGAGGUAUUUUGGGAUGAUAAUGUGGAUUACUUUGGUGCAACUGCAGAAGAAACAGAUUUAAGAGGACAGUGUUUUAUGUUUUGGAAUCUCAGAAAGACAGUUGGGGCUCCAGUUCUGAUAGCUCUACUUGUUGGGAAGGCUGCUAUAGAUGGACAAAGCAUCAGUUCUGGCGAUCAUGUUAACAAUGCUAUGGUGGUUCUCCGAAAGCUUUUUAGGAAUGCUUCUGUACCAGAUCCAGUUGCAUCCGUUGUGACAAAUUGGGGACUUGAUCCCUUUAGUAGAGGUGCUUACUCUUAUGUUGCAGUUGGAGCAUCAGGGCGAGAUUAUGAUAUUCUUGGAAGGCCAGUUGAAAAUUGCUUAUUCUUUGCGGGUGAAGCAACAUGCAAAGAGCAUCCAGAUACUGUUGGUGGUGCAAUUUUGAGUGGUUUGCGAGAAGCUGUUCGCAUCAUUGACUUACUGAACACUGGCAAUGACUAUAUUGCUGAGGUGGAAGCGCUACAGACUUACCAAAUGCAGUCAGACAGUGAAAGAAAUGAAGUUAGGGACAUGUCAAAUAGACUUGAAGCAUGUGAACUUUCUACUGCUCUAAGUAAGAACUCAUCUGAUGCAAUGUAUCCAAUUGUUAGCAAGGAAUCUUUGCUGCAAGAAAUGUUCUUCAGUGCAAAGACAACAUCAGGGCGCCUACAUUUGGCUAAGGAGUUAUUGAAGCUUCCUACAGAUGUUCUUAAAUCAUUUGCUGGGUCUAAAGAAGGAUUACAUACGCUAAACUCUUGGAUACUUGAUUCACUUGGGAAAAAUGCUACUCAACUACUGCGGCACUGUGUGCGUUUGCUUGUGCUUGUUUCCACUGAUCUGGUAGCUGUACGUUUAUCAGGAAUUGGGAAGACUGUAAAGGAAAAGGUUUGUGUGCACACAAGCCGAGAUAUUCGUGCUAUAGCUCGGCAGUUGGUCAGUGUGUGGAUUGAAGUUUUUCGUAGAGAAAAGGAUAGAAAUGGUGGACUCAAAUUGCUGCGUCGAAUACCAUCAAUUGAAUUGAGUAAGACCAAGAGUAAGGAUCUGCAAUCAGUAAAGCCUGCCUUACGUGUGCCAAAUGAAACUUUGGACAAUAAUAAAGUAGUUUCCCAGCGCCAGCGUACAAGAUUCGCAAGUAGUCAGUCACCGCCAAAGACAAACAAGAAGUAUGAGAACAAGGAAAUGAAAUUGGAAACUGUGACAGCUGCUUUGUCUGAUGGCAAGUUGCUUUCCCAAAAGCAACAACAUGGUAUUGAAUCUAAGGUGGAGUGUGGCAUUCCUAUGUCCGAGGAAGAAGCUGCUGCAUUUGCUGCUGCCGAGGCUGCUCGAGUUGCUGCCAUAGCAGCUGCACAGGCAUAUGCAUCUGUAGAGGCAGAGAUAAGUGUGCCUCGUGAGCUUCCAGAGAUACCAUCGUUCGAAUCUUUUGUGAUUCGUGAUCACCAUUUGGACGAACCCAAUACAAGAAAAAGAGCAUUGAAGGAUAAUUUUGGGAGACUUGAGUGCAUAUCAGAAAAUGAUUCCAAGAAUGUCAAAACUAAGGAUUUGCCUGACAACACCAACUGCGCUGAUGCUGACAGCUUGAAAAUUUCUCAUGAUAAUUGUACUCAGCAGAACCACUCAAAUGAGACAGCUUGCCUAGCAAACACUGAUACUGGUGUUGUAUACGGUCGGUUUACGAGGGCAUGGGUGGAUACUGAUACAAUCUGCAUUGAUGGUGUCAAGGAUCCUCUAGCCAUUGAGAGGUGGCAGGCACAGGCAAUGGAAGCUGAUAAAGAAUUCUACAGUCGGAUACGCAUACCUGAUGAAGAUGAUUCAUGUAGUCAGAAGCAGACAUGCCGUAGUUCAGCCUCACAGGGUGCCGAUAGCAAACCUGCAUCUGAGCGGCAAUCAAGAGGUGUGGAGCAUAUAAAACAGGGUCUCGUGAAUUUUAUAGCCUCACUGCUGAUGCCAUUAUAUAGAGGAAAAAAGAUCGACCGAGAAGGGUACAAAUCAAUCAUGCGCAAAUCUGUUAACAAGAUCAUUGAUACAUGCUCAGAAGGAGAGAAAUCGAUGACUACUCUUGAGUUUCUUGAUGCUAAAAGGAAAAUUAAGAUUGAAUCCUUUGUGAACAAAAUGGUUGACAAGCAUUUGCAUGUUGUUAGCAAGUCUGCCAAACCUUAAGAUUCACAUGUGUAGUGAGGUGUUUUGUGCAAAGGAAUCUACUCUAAAACACCAAGCUAUCAAUCAGUGAUUGUUGAUCCAAGUGAACUAAAACCUCACUUCAGAAGCCAGUGUGGCUCAUCAGUGUUGCCUCAAGAUCAGCAAGGGCACCUAUUACCCAGACUAUAAGCGUGGUCCAGAAGAGCAUUGACCAGAUCAACACCAUGUAAUUCUGUACUUAGAUAGGCAUCAUUUCCAUCAUCAUAACUAUAGGUCAGUCAAAGGUUUAGACCUCUGUGCACUCGACAAGCAUGUUGUGCAUGCAGUAAGCUUGGAUGCCAAGUUAAGUUUCUGUGGCUUGAUGAAGUGGCAUAUGAAGAUCCUGGAUUCAGCGUGGUCUCAUAUGCAAUGAGGGCUUUUGCGCCUUUCAUGGCGGUAGUUGAGUCUAGCCUAGCGGAUUAAUCCUGUUCGUUGUUCAGAGUUAACUUCGCCAAAGUAGAUCCUCUUCUCUCUUUGUUGUACAGUUUUGCAGUUUCUAACAAGCGUUUAACUUAUAGAAAGGCUGCAGUUUGGCAGAGAUUUGCAGCCCUUUGUAUAUCCUUGGUUGCUUAUAAUGAGCCCCCUUGAUGAUUCUCGAAUGCUAAAUGAUUGCCCCCUAAAAUGAUGUUUUGCCCCGAAGUUC
This is a messenger RNA of Sorghum bicolor (sorghum), 6493 nucleotides long. RefSeq names its product lysine-specific histone demethylase 1 homolog 3. Gene Ontology annotation, molecular function: protein binding; oxidoreductase activity. Bases 433 to 5832 code for a protein of 1799 amino acids. Lineage: Eukaryota; Viridiplantae; Streptophyta; Magnoliopsida; Poales; Poaceae. The transcript has 10 exons. The record is from RefSeq and is a predicted model, not a curated record.